GGGUGGUGUUUCAUUCAGUUGUAUGUUUAUUUAGCGUUGCUAUUUCAAACAAGCAUCCAGCUAGCGCAGGGCCUUUGGGGAGUUGUAGUCUUCCUUGUUACUGCUUCUGAGCUGUGGUAAUGGGGGAGCGCCUGCCCAUUGAACUACAGAGCCCAGUGCUCCCCACAACCCCAGGACAGCAAAGAACAAUGGCUGAAACUGAGCUGGGGAGCCCUGCCAACGAUGUCGAAACCGUAGCCGCCAGAUCUGACAGCAGUGAAAAGGCACUGGACAGAUUAUUACCCUCUGUAAACCCUUCGUUGUCAUCACGAAAGCGAACAACUAGCCAGUGCAAAUCUGAACCACCACUUUUAAGAACAAGCACACGAACAAUUUACACUGCAGGGCGACCUCCUUGGUACAACGAACAUGGAACACAGUGCAAAGAAGCAUUUGUCAUUGGAUUAUGUGGUGGAAGUGCUUCAGGGAAAACUACUGUAGCCAGGAAGAUCAUAGAAGCUUUAGAUGUUCCCUGGGUUGUGCUUCUGUCUAUGGAUUCAUUUUACAAGGUACUUACUGAACAGGAGCAGGAGCAAGCUGCCAAGAAUGAACACAAUUUUGACCAUCCAGAUGCAUUUGACUUUAGUCUCAUUGUGUCCACUCUGAGGAAACUAAAACAAGGAAAAAGUGUAUCAAUCCCUAUAUAUGACUUUACAUCACACAGUAGAAAGAAAGAAUGGAAAACAUUAUAUGGAGCCAGUGUGAUAAUUUUUGAAGGUAUCAUGGCAUUUGCUGAUAAAGAAGUGUUGGAGCUAUUGGACAUGAGGAUCUUUGUCGACACAGAUUCUGAUAUUCGAUUAGUACGACGCCUACGUAGAGAUAUUAAAGAGCGGGGCCGUGAUAUUGAAGGAGUCAUCAAACUGUACAACAAAUUUGUAAAGCCAUCCUUUGAACAGUACAUUGAACCAACAAUGCGUCUGGCUGACAUAGUGGUUCCAAGAGGAGGAGGAAACAUGGUUGCCAUUGAUCUAAUAGUCCAACAUGUCCACAGUCAGCUAGAGGAGAGGAAACUGCGCUGGGAUAUGGCAACUUUGGCAUCUGCCCACCAAGCCCAACCAUUGCCAAAGACCUUGAGUGUGUUGGAGAACACUACGCAGGUACGAGGGAUGCACACGUUAAUUAGAAAUAAAGACACAAGUCGAGAUGAGUUUAUAUUCUAUUCAAAGCGGUUGAUGAGACUACUGAUAGAGCAUACACUUUCAUUCUUGCCUUUUCGGACAUGUGUUGUCCAGACGCUGGAGGGAGAGAACUAUGAAGGAAGGAGGUUUGCUGGAACAAGAAUAACAGGCGUAUCAAUUCUGAGGGCAGGAGAGACAAUGGAGCCGGCUUUGCGAGCAGUCUGUAAAGAUGUGACGGUCGGUAAAAUCCUAAUCCAGACUAACCAUGCUACAGGAGAACCAGAACUUCAUUAUCUGAGACUGCCAACAGACAUCAGUGAGGACCAUGUCAUUUUAAUGGACUGUACAGUGUCCACAGGGGCUGCAGCUUUGAUGGCAAUCAGGGUAUUGCUGGAUCAUGAUGUACAAGAGGAUAAGAUCUUUCUCAUCUGCCUGCUGAUGGCAGAGAUGGGGGUGCACUCUGUGGCAUACGCCUUUCCACAAGUAAAAAUCAUCACCACUGCGGUAGACAAAGAUGUUGACGAUUUGUUCCACAUCAUCCCUGGCAUAGGCAAUUUUGGAGAUCGUUACUUUGGAACUGAUGCCCCUACAGACUGAUGUGAAGAUGAUGACUGACUGAGCUUUGUGGGACAUAUUUUUAAUACUGCAAAGACAGACAUUGCAAACUUUCAUGGAUCACUGGGUGAAUUAAUGAGCUUCACACAAAGUUUCAGAUGCAGUGGUUAACUUAUUCUAUUUGUGGCCUGCAUUUUUUAAACGCAGUGGACAAAACGUAACAUGGAUCUCAAAUUGGAGAAGAAAAUCUCAGCUUUGCACACAGAAGGGCUAACUCAUGAAAUUUGCUUUGAUACCUCCUUUCUUUAAAGUAAUUCCCAUUAGCCCACUUCUUAUUAAGUACAAGAUGCUGGUGGGUGUAGACAGUAUCCCUCAUAUCUUGUGUGCAAAAAAACAAUUUUCUUGGAAUUUUUGUGCAUAUUGAGAACAACAAAAAAAUUAGAAUGCUGGACAGUUCAUACUUUUUAUUGUUAAACUUUUAGUAAUCUAAACUAUACUUAAAUGAAUGUAAGAUUGCACCCAAAUAUUUAAGUUCUGUACAGUAUUUUAUAAUUGUUUAAAAUUUUGAUCCAGGGCCAUAACAUAGAAAAUGUCCUGAAGAUGGUUCUCCUUGUUAUAGUUUAGUCCAACCUUUUUGUCAUGAUAUUAACGCUAACAUGAUUUCUGCAUUACACUUGUUCAAGAGCACUUUAGAAAAUUAAUUUGUGCAAUUUGUCAUUCCAAUGAAUUUAAAUACAUUGUAAACCAAUUAGCACCUGCAAUAGUAAUUUAAAAUAGUAUCUCAACCCUGAUUGAGGCCUUUUGUGUGACAUUUGGAUGUGACUGAUAUUAAUCUGAAAUCAUGCUGUUAAGGAAUAUUGCCAUAAUGAUCUGAAAAUCUAAUAUUUUAAAAUAAAACCUUGAUAUUUUGAUCUAUAUAAAUCAAAAUGAUGAAUCCUGCAUACUCUGGAACUCUGAAUAAAGCUGUGGAAACUGUGACCAAAGACAUUUCAAUACUAAAUAUAUAGUGCAUAUUGAGAGCACAAAAUCAGAACACUGUACAUCACAAACUUCUUCAUUUAAUUAAAUUUUUGUUGGAAAAUCACUAAUUUCCCAUUAUAAUCUUUUUAGCAUUUUAUGGAGCUAAAAUGGAAAAUCUAGAGGAAGAAGUUACUUCACCUUAUUGAAGAGAGGAAAUGGAAGUGAUGAAUACUUUCUUAUAUCACAGCAGCCAAUAAAAAUUAGGAACUAUCACCAUGUAUGGAGAAAAGUGUGUGUAAAAUAGUUGUGUACAGCAUAUCGUUUAAGAUUAAGACAGGAAGAUUGUAAAAGAAAGACUAUUUCUUAAAUUGAUUUGUCUUCUCUGCUAUUGUAUAAAUCAUAGAAUCACAGACUUGUUAUGACGUCAAAGGAGACAAUGCAACCUAUCAUACCUGCACUGGCUCUUCGAAUGAGCAUCAUUAUGUAGUGCUAAUCUCCUGCUCCCCCCCACCCCAUACUCCUGCAAUAUUAUUUCUAUCUAAAUAGUCAUUAAAUGCCCUCAGUUGAAUCAGGCUCCACCACAUUUCCAAGCAAUGCAUCCUAUACCUUAACGUGGAAAAAGUUUCUUUUUCUCACAUCACCCUUGCUUCUUUUCACAUCACUUUAAAUCUGUGCUCUUUUAUUCUUGUUUCUUUUGUGAGCAGGAACAGCAUUUUUCUAUUUACCCUAUCCAGGCCCAACUUUUGAUUUUGAAAACUCUGAAAUCUACUUGCAAUCAUCUUCUUUCCAAGGAGAGGAGUUCCCAACUUCUUCAAUUUGUCAUCAUAACUAAUAUUUCUCUUUUCUGGAACCAUUCAGACAAAUAAGAGACUGAGCAAACCUCAAGCUCUUUUUCUUUUCUACCAAUAUGUUACCAUUUACUGGCUAAUGGGAGAAUAAGUUUGAAAGGGCAUUACUUAUUUUCUGAAAUAACAAAACAUCAUGGUUCCAUGUCGAAGUGCCUGUAUUCAGGUCUGUAUAUAACCUGCAAGUACAGAACACAAGUUAUUAACAUGGCUGAUGUACAGUAACAAUUUAAAUGCAAUUUUUUAUGGAACCAAUUGUUCAUUUUCUUUGGGCUACCAUGUCUAACACAUUUAGUCUCUACAAUAUACCAUUGCUUAUCUUGGAAUUUGGGUUUUGGGAUAUUAAUUGAAUUAUUUUAAAGCUGUUGAGCCAAGCACUAACCUAUUAUAAAAUCAUUAGCUGAUGAUUGUCAGAAACAUAACUGCUGUAACAGCCCAUUUUUUAAAAAGCCAUAACAUUGAAUUUGACAUUUAUUAGAGUGUCUGAAAUGAAUUUCUAGUUUACUACUGGUUGUUUGUGUUAUAAUAGCAACAACUUCACUUUCUUGAGCAGCACACACUUCAUCUUCUACAAGAUAACUAUUUACUGUUCUUUAGCCAGCCAAUAUCCAUUUUAUUUUGUUUCAGAACUUAAGACGACUCUUUAAUGGAUCAGAUAUUGAGAUCAGUAAAGUUGGCACAUCACUAACUCACAAAGUACAAAUUCUAAUUCUGUUUCAUACAAUAUGAUUAAUGUUAUUGACUUAUCUAAUGCCAACAUGGGAUAUGUACAUGACAAUGACUUCAACCUCGCAAUGCCUCAUCAUCGUGAUGGUUGGUUAGCUCUGUUGGUUGGACAAUUUGUUUGCAAUGCAGAGUUGCUUUAAUGCCUGCAAUGGUUGAAGUUACCAUGAAGGAUUCUCUUUCUCAACCUCACCCCUCACCAGAGGCAUGGUGACUGAUUAAACUAAUGUGAACUCUGUUUGUCUCUCCACAGAUGCUGCCAGACCUGCAGCAUUUCACCAGCAUUCUGUCUUUCUAUCUAAUCACUGUACUCUGAUUCAAAGCAAAAUCUGUCUUUGGUAUACUUUCAAGAUUGCCUACAUAAUUUAAUUGUCAAACUAAUGUAGCUACAGCAUCAACAGCUUAUUUGGUAAAAUCAGCCCCUUGUAACCUGGAGAUAUUAAACUCUUACAAACUGGCAACUGAUUAUCAAUACUGACCAUCAUGACACAACCAUAUGUAGUAUUGGAGUGAAUCAGAUGUUCAAUUUUUAUCUUAAAUUCCAUGCUUCAGUAUGUAAAUCUCAAAAUUAGGCAAAAGAUCCCAUCAUCCUUAUCACUAAUGGUACCUUUCCCAUACCAAUUUAUUUACUGUUGUUCUUAUUUGUCACUCCCGUAACCACUUUAGUUUUAAUCACUCCUUCACCUGGAGUAUACAGAUUUUGAUUUAUAACCUACACUGCUCUUAUUUCAUUUUUACUAGACUGAUGUGCUUCCCUUCCAGUCAUCAAUUGUUAAUUUGAUUCCCUUUUCACUAAGUACCCCUUUCCAUUAUGAUCUUGGGCCCAACCUGUUUCAAGUAUAGCUUGUCCCUAAUACAGCUCCUUCUUGUCACUGUAUUGGUGCCAGUGUCCCUUAAAAUGGUACAGAAGUCAAAAGAUUAUCUCAAGUCCAACUCCUCAUCUGGAAUUGUGCUUUGUAGUAGUUUCUUCUUGCAGGAGCUCAAGCAAUGGAGAAGGACAUUGAGAAAAGGCACAAUGGUUAAAAUGUCAAAGAGUGCCUGCGUAAUAAUGCAACUUGAUAUACUCAAACUGAUUCAUUGUGCAAUUGUUUGCAUGUAAUUAAAUAAUACUCAGUUCUCCUACUGAAGUUGAGAAAUAGCACAAAAGUUACACCUAAAACUAAAGGAAUGCACAUAUAAAAAGUACAAAAUAGCAAAAUCCAAGGGCCUAGGAGAGAUUACGAAGAAUGCUAAAGGAAGAUAAAAGAUAGAAAGCUAUAUGCAGUUAAGUGCCUACAAGGAGAUGGUAUAAAUUACAGGCAGGAUUAAGAUGUGAUGGGUCAUAGGCAUGUAAUAAGUGAGUUGUUGUGAAGGGACCAAAGAAGAAUUACCUGUUAUAUGGAGUGAGAAUUAGAGGCAGUAUUGUAAGUCCUUUGCUUGAUAAUGAGGGAAGCAAGUUUUGGAGCUAAGAGAUUCAAUCGGAAUACUGGAGAGGUAUUGGGAAGGUUUGUUGGCAAGUCUUACUGUGAGAAGUGGAGAUUGCAAAGCUGCUAACACUGAACAGACUGCCUCGUGGGUUGAAUUUCUGCAUUAAAGUUGUCUCUCGGUCCCCACGUAAGCAUGCAUUUCUGCAAAAGUUACUAUCAAUGAAUGUAAAACUCUACUGUAACACUAUUUAUGGUGGGCACAUUGGAUUGCUUUGGAUAAAUGGCAUAGAAAUGAGUCAUUCAAUGCAACUAGUCCAUGGCAACUUUUAUGCUCUACUUAAGUCUCCUUCCUAUCAAUGCUCUUCCAAAGCUAUCAUUCUAACUCUAUUCAAUUUUCACCUUACAGGUUUCUGAGGUUACAAAUACAUUUAUAUUCUUCACUUCAACCACUUCCUAGGCUAGAGAGUUCAAUACACCCACCGUGGUUUGGUUAUAUUGACUGCUUGUAUGAUGUUUUGAAUGUAAAAGAGGUUCUAACUCUUAUAAAUAUUACCAUAGACAAUUGUCCAGUGUGAAUGAAAGUUUUGAGUUCAUCAAAAUUCAGAUGUCAAAGUGUCAGAAGUGUAAAAAGCUGGUGAUUUCACAUUUGCUUGUUAUGAUGAGGGGUUGAACCAAGCAAACUGUAAACUUUCCUCAAUAACACCUACUAACCUCUAAUUUAUUUUAAGAUCCAUAACUGAUAUUGAUUGAAUGUUGUGUCUUUUAUAGAUUGGAUCUUGCUAAAGACAGCUACACUUCAAAAUGUGAAGUGAUAUCACUCUGUCAAACAUCAUCAAAGACUUACCUUCAGUAGCAUUACAAU
Molecule: messenger RNA, 6508 nt
Organism: Chiloscyllium plagiosum (whitespotted bambooshark)
Lineage: Eukaryota; Metazoa; Chordata; Chondrichthyes; Orectolobiformes; Hemiscylliidae
Source: RefSeq, a predicted model, not a curated record